Molecule: messenger RNA, 3773 nt
Organism: Homarus americanus (American lobster)
Lineage: Eukaryota; Metazoa; Arthropoda; Malacostraca; Decapoda; Nephropidae
Exons: 6
Coding region: 1212-2900 (562 amino acids)
Source: RefSeq, a predicted model, not a curated record
GUCUACCAGACCAGUGUGGCUGCGGCCGUCGUAUAGGGAGGGUGGAGGUAUCGUUCUCGCGUUCCCCGAGCUUGGUGACUGAGGCCGCUGACAUGAGGUGUUAUUUUAGUGAUCUUUGAUGAAUGCAGAUCUAAUCCAAGAUAUUAUAUGAGUGAUCUCUGGUAACUUAAGACCGCAAAUCAAGUUGUUAUCCUGGUGAUCGAAACCAAGACUUGUGUUAUGGUAGUGGUGAGCCCUGGUGCUUUGAAGAGCUCACGAGGUGUUUUGCUGGUGAUCUGAAGCUUCAGUUCUUGGUGAUCCUUGGUAACUGAAGCCUUUAUAACUCUUGAGAUGUCCUGCUGGUGACUGCUGCAGAUCCUAAACUAGUAGUGUUGUCCUGCUGGUGAUUACGCUUGCCUGUACCUGGUGACCGAGCAGGACGGUGAUUAACGUGUGUUUAAAUGCUGCCGCCAUCUUGGACUAUCAGCUGCGUGGGUGACGUCAUCGGCUGUUCCACUCCAAACACGCUUCCUGUCCUUCUUGUGACGUUACCAAACACGCCAACGGCCACUAUCUCAAGAAACACCAGAUCAGCGCCAAACACCCUAACUUAUCUUCAAGAAACCACCAAACCAGUCAACUUACCUCUAGAUCAUCGCCAAACACGCCAAUCCACCUCCCUACAAAAACCCGCCCUAAACCACGCCAAACUCGCCAGGGCAGAAUGCUUCAACACCCGUCAUGGCGGCCUACAGUGACUUACCAUAUAAAAGUGACGAUAAUACAGUGAGUGUGUGAUGUAGCGAGGCUUCGGGACGGUGCAGGUGAUACGUGUUAUUCACUUUAUAUGAAGACGUAUCGAAGACUCAAAUCAUAACGUUCUGUCAGUGAAGGGAAAAAUCUUUGACAUUGUAUCGGUUAGUCGGUCAGGGUGGUGGUGGUGGGGGGGGUGUAUAUAUGUGCGUGCGUGUGUGUGUAUUGUCUGUAUGUGUAAAGAGGUCAGUGACGCUUGUAAAACUGUAUUGAAUGUAUGCAGAGCGACGCCGGCACAUGUUCAGAUUAUCAAGAGGGUAAUAUACAGGGGUUGUCUAUACUCCUGUAAACUGUCGUGUGGGCUAGACCAACAGGCCCAGGUAUACAGUUCACAGCCUGUAUGGUUGUCUGAAAAUACUCUCUGUUAAAUCGCCCGUCAGACCAACCAGAGAAAAUGAAGACAAUAACGAACUGACGAAAUGAUUAAGAGGAAAAUGAUGAUGGGAGUAGUGUUGUUGGUGGCGAGUUUGACUGGUAGCUGGAGUGUCGCCUCGCCUUCUCUCCCUCAAGUUGACCUCUCUGCUUCCUCCUCUCCCCGUCCUCUCACUUAUCACCCUCACCCUCACCCCCAUCAGGAAGGUCAUCAUCAGCUAAGAACAGACCUCACAAGUGAUGCAGAUAAUGAGAGGAACAAGAGUGUAUUGAGUAUCGGUAGUGAUUCCAGUAAGAGUUUGGUUCAUCUCGGUGUGUGGAAUGUUGUCGGGGAACAGUAUAGAUCGAGGGUGAUAGUGGAGGGUGGAGGGCCAGGAACUACAGUGGAGUAUAGUGGAGGGCCAGGAACUACAGUGGAGUAUAGUGGAGGGCCAGGAACUACAGUGGAGUAUAGUGGAGGGCCAGGAACUACAGUGGAGUAUAGUGGAGGGCCAGGAACUACAGUGGAGUAUAGUGGAGGGCCAGGAACUACAGUGGAGUAUAGUGGAGGGCCAGGAACUACAGUGGAGUAUAGUGGAAGGCCAGGAACUACAGUGGAGUAUAGUGGAGGGCCAGGAACUACAGUGGAGUAUAGUGGAGGGCUGGAAGAAACUAGAGAGGAGGGAAAUAGUGGAGUAAACAGUAGAGGAGGGAGGGAGCGUCGUGGUGAGGGCCGUCAUCGCUCCAGACAUCACCACAAUCAAACAAACACGCGCAGAACACGAGACAGACGCCGCCAAGGUAACCAAAGGAAAACAAGAAGAAAUGAAGAUAACAACACAAGAGGGCAGUCCCCAGGUGACAGUAGCAGCAGCAGCAACAAGAGACGAAGGAAUAAGAUACCCAACAACAGAUUCAGCCGAGAUAACAGGACCUUCGACAGACCCCCCAAGAAGACCCUCAAGACUGGAAAUCGUCGACGUAAGAGACCCAACAAAUGGAACACUCCUAAUAAACGAGGUGGAUGGCCAGCAGGUCAGGAGUACAGGACAGUUGACCCAAGGAGAGCCAAGGUCAGGCGACACUUAUUGAUGCAACAUAACCUCCUCCGUUCCAAGGUGCUCCCUCCUGCCGCUGACAUGCUCGCUAUGAGAUGGUAUGACACAGCGGCGGAACAAGCACAGGCGUGGGCGGAGCAGUGUGAUCACCGGCCACACCAAGACCACCCUAGUGUUCGGUGGACCUUACGCUACGGGGCUUGUGGUCAGAACGUCCUAGUGUCCGGUACCAAGAAGAGGUGGAGUCAAGUGCUAGCCCGUUGGUGGAGUGGACGGCGUCACUGGCGCUAUGGCCGCGACAUAAACAACGCGACCUUAGUGGUGGCUUACACACAGAUGGCUUGGUACAACUCUCAUCAGCUUGGUUGUGGGUUUGCUCAGUGCUCGACCACCGGCGGGGAGACCUUCUUCAGAUAUGUUUGUAACUACUGCCCUGCAGGUAAUGAUCCAGGGAGGCUGAGUCGACCAUACACGGAAGGUCAGACUUGUAGUAUGUGCCCUGGGUCUUGUAGAUCAGUCUGCCAUAGGAGGCGCUGUAACUUGUGUACCAACGCGUGUGGCUACUCUGACCUGUGGAUCAACUGCGCUACACUAGACCAGGAGUGGCAUGAGUGGCUCUGUAACACCAAGACCAAACAGGGAGUUGAGCGCUUCAAGAACUGCAGAGCCACUUGUCAAUGUGUCAAACAGAUAACGUAAAAAUAUUAAUGGAAACAAAAACCUGAAUUUUACUUCCACGCGUUAAAAAAAAAAAGAUAUAAUUAUUAUUUAAUACCGAAUUAAUUAAAGAUAAAGUGUUCAAAAAUGUUGAUUACAAAUACUAUUCUUUUUGUUAACUACAUAAACUUUAUAAGAGACGUCAAGGUGUUAGAUAGAUCCCUAGUGAUAUAUUUACCAUUCACUGUUUUUAGUCUCAAAAAAUAUGUACAAACGAACUUACUGUUGCUGUUUUAAUACAAGCAAGUCACACGGUCGCCACGAAAAUCUGUUAAGUACUGCUUACAUAUUUUGAGACAGUUUCUAUAACCGUGGUGACGCAUCAACAAUAUUCGGUGUUAGCUUAGUCAUAUUUACCACAUAAUUUGACAUUUAAGAUAAUAUAAAACAUGUGGUACAGUAUUGAGUGGUUAAAAACUAAUAUUAUUACCCUGUGUUAAGUGGUGCUGUGGAGGGUGUGUUAAAUGGUGGUAUGUACAGUUAAGUGGAGGUGUACAGGUGUUUGUUAAGUGGUGUGGAGAGAGUGUGUUAAGUGGUGCUGUGUACAGUUUAAAUGGUACUGUGAGGAGAGUGUACUAAAUGGUGGUGUGUACAGGUGUUAAGUGGUGGUGUGUACAGUUAAGUGGGUGGUGUUGUGGAGAGUGUGUGCUGUAGAGUGUAUUCAGUGUUGCUGUGUACAGUUAAGUUUUACUGUGGGGAGUGUGGUAAGUGGUGUUUUUACAAUUAAGUGGCGAUUUGUACAGAUGUUAAGUGGUACUAUGAACAGGUGUUAAGUGAUGCUGUGACCUGAAGUAACUACAACAGAGCCAUAAGUGUGAUUCACCAUAAGUAAAUACAUCCUUUUUUUAUAUAUUU